Molecule: messenger RNA, 4053 nt
Organism: Polypterus senegalus (gray bichir)
Lineage: Eukaryota; Metazoa; Chordata; Cladistia; Polypteriformes; Polypteridae
Gene: usp25
Product: ubiquitin specific peptidase 25
Exons: 27
Coding region: 214-3585 (1123 amino acids)
Biological process (GO): regulation of protein stability; protein deubiquitination
Cellular component (GO): nucleus; cytosol
Molecular function (GO): cysteine-type endopeptidase activity; protein binding; cysteine-type deubiquitinase activity
Source: RefSeq, a predicted model, not a curated record
AAAGCCCUGUGUAAUCGAUCACUGAGAGGGGCUGAUGUUUUCACAGUAAACGGCCCCUGUCAGCCGCCUGGCUUAUGGCUUCAGCUGGCGCAUUGACUUGAAGGGGGACAUCUUACGAAGUCUAUUUUAUUUUAUUUUUUUAUGUUUGUAAUUUUUUUGUUUUUCAUUGCAGCUUCAGUUUCUUAUGUUUUGUACAGUUCAUUUUAACCGGUCAUGACUGUGGAGCAGAAUGUCCUCCAGCAACACUCGCAAAAGCACCAGCAGACAUUGCUGAACCAGCUGCGUGAAGUCACAGGUACCACAGAUAUUCAACUUUUACAGCAAGCUUUGCAGGUCAGUAAUGGUGACCUUGGUGAUGCUGUUGCUUUUCUGACUGAGAAGAAUGUUAAGGUCCCUCAGCACGAAGAAGACACAUAUUACCAAACUGCACAGAUUGGAAAUGACAGAUAUAUCAGUGUAGGCAGUCAGGCUGAUACAAGUAUAAUUGAUCUUACUGGCGAUGACAAGGAUGACCUUCAAAGAGCUAUAGCCCUUAGUUUGGAGGAGUCAAACAGAGCAUUCCGGGAGACAGGAAUAACCGAUGAGGAGCAAGCAAUUAGCAGAGUAUUAGAGGCCAGCAUAGCAGAAAAUAAAGCUAGCUUGAAAAGAACGCAUACAGAAGUAUGGACUGAUUCCCCAAACCCCCAUGACAGAAAAAGAAUUGACAACUGUCCAGUUGGUUUAAAGAAUGUGGGAAAUACUUGCUGGUUCAGUGCAGUCAUUCAGUCUCUCUUUAACCUUUUGGAGUUUCAAAGACUUGUUCUUCAUUAUUCACCUCCGACUUAUACCACAGAUUUACCACGUAAUCAGAAGGAACGUAGAAAUCUCCCAUUCAUGCGGGAGCUGCGCCGCCUUUUCUCUCUAAUGGUGGGAUCGAAAAGAAAAUAUGUUGAUCCCUCUAAAGCAGUAGAGAUUCUUAAAGAAGCUUUCAAGUCAAAUGACUCUCAGCAGCAAGAUGUUAGUGAAUUUACUCACAAGCUUCUCGAUUGGUUAGAGGAUGCUUUUCAGAUGAAAGCAGAUGAGGAGCGAACAAGGGAUGGAGAAAAGCCUAAGAACCCAAUGGUUGAACUUUUUUACGGAAGGUUUCUUGCAGUGGGGGUUCAUGAAGGUAAAAAAUUUGAAAACAUAGAAACAUUUGGUCAGUACCCUUUGCAGGUAAAUGGUUUCAAGGAUCUACAUGAAUGCCUUGAGGCUGCAAUGGUAGAAGGGGAAAUUGAAUCUCUACACUCAGAAAACUGUGCAAAGUCCGGACAAGAGCAUUGGUUUACAGAACUACCACCUGUAUUGACAUUUGAGCUUUCAAGGUUUGAGUUUAACCAGGCAUUAGGAAGACCAGAAAAAAUACACAACAAGUUGGAAUUCCCUCAAAUGUUAUAUAUGGAUCGGUAUAUGGAUAAGAACAGAGAAAUAACAAGAUUAAAACGAGAAGAAAUUCGGAGGUUAAAAGAACAUUUAACACUAUUACAGCAAAGACUGGAAAGAUAUCUCAGUUAUGGAUCUGGUCCAAAACGCUUUCCUUUAGCUGAUGUUCUUCAGUAUGCUCUAGAAUUUGCCUCUAGUAAACCUGUUUGUGCUUCUCCAAUUGAAGACAUUGACACAACAGCACCACCAGGUGGCACAACUUCAUCAUUGACAACAUCAAAUGCAACCGAACAAGGAUCAGCUUCAUCAACAGACUCAUCUGCUACCCCUCCGUUACAACAAAGAUCAGUAGUACACAAACCAUUUACGCAGUCACGUAUUCCUCCAGACCUUCCCAUGCACCCAGCGCCACGUCAUAUUACUGAGGAUGAGUUGCGGGUUCUUGAAGGUUGUUUGCACCGCUGGAGGACAGAAGUAGAAAAAGAUACCAGAGAUCUGCAAGAAAGUAUUGCAAGGAUAUACCGCACAAUUGAGGUUAUGUACACUGAUAAGUCAAUGUCACAAGUUCCUUACCGGUUGCAUGCUGUAUUGGUACAUGAAGGCCAGGCCAAUGCUGGACACUAUUGGGCAUACAUCUUCAAUCACCAUCAAAGAAGAUGGAUGAAGUACAAUGACAUCUCUGUUACAAAAUCAUCUUGGGAGGAACUUGUACGGGAUUCCUUUGGGGGCUACAGAAAUGCCAGUGCCUACUGUCUAAUGUAUAUUAACAGUAACAAACCAUUUUUAAUAGAAGAGGAGUAUGACAAAGAGACAGGUCAGAUGUUGACUGGCUUGGAUAAACUCCCAUCUGAUUUGAAAGACUACGUAAAGGAAGACAACCAACAGUUUGAAAAAGAAAUUGCAGAGUGGGAUUUUCAGCAAGCAAGGAAAGCACAGCAGAAGCAGUUGGCAACUGUUGCUUCAUUAGGAGCAGUUGAGGAAGCCUCCCCCUUAACUGCAGCAGUUCCAGCACUAUUACAUGAUCCAGAGUACAUGGAGCAGCCUUCUCCAACAGAUGAUUUACAGGACUUAAAUAAGUGCACUGAAGACGCUAUUUCCAAAGCUUCCGAACAUGAGGCGAAAGGCCCAGAAGCCAUCUUUGACUCUACUACUAGAGAAGUCAUACCUAUGCCCUCUCCCCAGUGUGUCAUAAAGGUGGCCUCCCCUCAUGUAGGGACCUUUGUAGUAGAAUCAGAGGAGAGACUAUAUGAUAAUGAGGUCAUGCUAUCACCAACUAUGCAUGGUAUUGUCAUGGCCAUAGACAAAACCAAGAAUAUAUAUGACAGGUAUGGCCCAGAAGCAGCAUUCUUUAAGGCUAUAAGAAUUGAAUAUACCCGACUGAUGAGACUUGCUCAAGAGGACACGGCUCCUGAAAAUGACUACCGUCUAAAACAUGCCAUAGUGUAUUUCAUUCAUAAUCAAGCACCAAAGAAGAUCCUGGAAAGAACCCUACUGGAACAGUUUGCCUCACGGAAUUUAUGUUUUGAUGAACGAUAUAAAGAUAUUACGACAGUCGCACGUAUAAAACUAGAGCUGAUAAAACCUAGUGAAGUGAAUAUGGAAGAGUAUGAGAUUUGGCAUCAAGAUUACCGCAGUUUUCGUGAGACUACCAUUUACUUCAUGAUUGGUUUAGAACUGUUCCAGAAAAAGAGCUAUGUGGAGGCUUUGAUGUAUCUGAUUUUUGCCUACCAGUACAAUAAGGAGUUGUUAUCAAAAGGUCAAUACAGAGGACAUGACGAGAACUUGUUGUCACAUUACAGAAGAGAGUGCCUCCUGAAAUUAAACGAGCACGCAGCUGGCCUCUUUGAGUCCGGAGAUGAUCAAGAAGUUAAUAAUGGGCUAUCAAUAAUGAAUGAGCUGGUAGUUCCUUGCUUGCCUUUGCUACUUAUAGAUGAGCUGGAAGAAAAAGAUGUGGUAGCUGUUGAAGACAUGCGGAAUCGUUGGUGUUCAUAUUUGGGCCAAGAAAUGGAAGCUAAUCUCCAAGAAAAGCUUACCGAUUUCCUCCCCAAGUUGCUCGACUGCUCAACUGAGAUUAAAACCUUCCGUGACCCUCCAAAAUUACCUUCCUAUUCUACAAAUGAACUGUAUGAACGUUUUAAGAAAGUGAUGUUAUCUCUCAGUCGAACUCCUGCGGAUGGCAGAUGAGCAUACCCAGUUCCAGCACUCAAAAGCCCAUUUUAGCCAGUGACGCCGCCUUAUGGGGUUUGCUUUUUGCUGCUAUAGGUUUUUAUUGCUAUUAUCACUGUUAUCAUCACUGUUUUAAAGCAUCUGCAUCUGAGGUAAAGAACAGUACACUUUAAAUAAAGCGAGGCUGUAAAGGUGAUUUUUUUAGUGCAUGACGCCGAGGCUUUGUUUAAACGAGAAAGAUUUUUGGUUUACAGGUUUCUUUUUUUCUUUAUUUUUGUGUAUAACUGUAAAGAACGACUGCUGUUUUUUCCAUUGAUCUGUUACAGUAUUACGCUUUUAUUUAAAGAAAAAAGUGGCUCUUUAUUUAGACUGAGCCUUUUAAUGAUUGCAAUACAAAACUCCUAGGUGUUGGCAAAAUAGAACCUAUUUAGGCACCAAAUUGGUUUGUGAAAAACAAUGAGAGAAUAAAAUUUUAUUUAUGGCGAA